AUGGCAACAAGUGACUUUCUUUCCAACACACCCACUGGCACUGAUUCAAAGGAGGCUGACGGGAGGAAUAAGUCCGACUCUGGGGCUCGACACACAGCAGAGAAAACAGAGGUCCUCAGCGAUGACCUUUUACAGAUUGAGCGACGGAUGGAGUUGGUGCGUGUGGUGUCCCAUAACACACACAAGAAAAUGGUCUCAUGCCUGCAGGGACACAUUGGCGCAGAUGCAGAGAAAAGACAUUCUGUACCACGCCUCUAUACAGGAAAUGGUCAGAAAAAACUUCCUCUGACGGCAUUGUCCCAGGCUAUGGUAGAAGGUGGAAACCAGCUUGGCGAAGAAUCUUUAAUAGGGAAGAUGAUGGAGGUGUGUGGGGACGCAGAGAGUCGUCUGGCAUCUGAACUGAUGCAGCAUGAACUACAGAUAGAGAAAGACGUACUUGAUCCUCUCAGCCAACUUGCAGAGGUUGACAUACCCAACAUUCUGAAACAGAGGAAACAGUUGGCCAAAUUGGUCCUGGACUACGAUUCUGCUAGGGCAAGAUGGUUGCAGGCGACCAAGUCAAUAAUCUCAGGAACAAACACUCAAGCACUGACAGCCAAAGCUGAUCUUCUCAAGGAGGAGGUGGACGAGGCUAUGAACAAAGUGGAACUUUGCAAGGACCAACUUGCUGCAGACAUGUACAGUUUCUUCUCAAAAGAAGGAGAUUAUGCCUGCUAUUUCUUAACGCUUCUCGAAGCUCAAGCUGAAUAUCACCGAAAGUCACUCACUUUAUUGGAGAGUGUCUUGCCAAACAUCCAGGCCCAGCAAGAUUCAUGGAUUGAGAAGCCUGCCUUUGGCACUGCACUGGAUGAACACCUGAAAAGAAGUGGGAGGGAGAUCGCCCUGCCCAUAGAAGCAUGUGUCAUGAUGCUAUUAGAGACUGGCAUGAAGGAAGAGGGUUUAUUCAGAAUUGCAGCUGGGGCAUCCAAACUAAAGAAGCUAAAAGCGGCACUGGACUGUUCGACAUCACAAUUGGAAGAGUUCUACUCUGACCCUCAUGCCGUUGCCGGAGCACUGAAGUCAUACCUGAGGGAACUGCCUGAACCUUUAAUGACCCACCAGCUUUAUGAUGAAUGGACCCAAGCAUGCAGUUUACCAGAUCAAGACAAACGACUUCAGGCUUUGUGGAUUGUCUGUGAUAAGCUACCAAAGAACAACAAAACCAACCUGAGAUACCUGGUGAAGUUCCUUGCUAAACUGGCUCAGGAUAGUGAGGUAAACAAAAUGACUCCCAGUAACAUUGCCAUUGUCCUUGGACCAAAUCUGCUGUGGGCCAAGACUGAAGGGAGUUUGGCAGAAAUGGCUGCAGCUACAUCUGUGCAUGUUGUGGCCAUCAUAGAACCCAUCAUCCAGCAUGCAGACUGGUUCUUCCCUGAGGAUGUGGACUUUAAUGUGUCUGGCAUGUUUGCGAUGCCUGUCCCCUCAUCCAACCACAACAGUCAUCUGGAUUAUGACAGUGGCACCAUCGAGAGGAAGAGACCAGGCAGUUUGGUGGGGCCAGAGGCAGACACAAGCCGCAAAGACAAUAGCACCUCUAACAAGCACUCGGACCACACCGUCCGUAGAGGCAGUACCACCUUAGGUAGAAAGCAGCACACCUCACCUGCCUUCCAGCCCCCUUUACCCCCCGUGGAGGCUUCAGGGCAGGGACAAGGCACCGGGCAGGUCCCGCAGCCCUCGGUCGAUCCCCAGCCGCAAGCCCCACUGGGGGCAGCGGGGCCCGAGAGCCCCAAUAGCUUGGCGCAGGGUCUUGCCGCGCUCGCUGCCGCUCAGCAGCUUCUUGCGCAGAAUACAGAGGAGCUCAGCAACCCAAAGCUGCGUGACCCUGCAACGGCGCCAGCACCCCACAUCCAGCGGAACGGUUCUGGCGCAGGGAGCCAGACUGCCAGCCAGACGGGCGGCGGGACCAGUCCGCAUAUGAUGCGUAGAGUGCUCAAGAAACAGGCACCAGCUCCCCCCAAACCCCCGAACCCUCCACCCAGUCAGCCAUCACCCAACUCAUCCCAACCCCUAAGCCCCCCUCCGAGGCCCCUGUCCAGCCACUCCCCUACCUCUCCUGUGUCGCCCGCCUCUCAGCAUUACAACACUCCUCGGCGCCACUCCAGUAACCAGCCACCAAUCCAGGCCCCCAGCCACCCGCCCCCAGAGCCACCGACGCAAACGGGUUCUCCCGGUCAACACAGCGGUGAAUCGCACAGCGCAGACCCCUCGCCCCCGGACUCUCCCUCGCCGCCGGAUACCCCUCCGCCGCCCGUCGCCACCGGCCCAGACGGCUCUCAGGUGGCCCCCGCUUCACCGUCCCCCUACCAGACCGGCUCACUCCCCCGGCCGCGUCCCGUCCCUAAGCCCAGGAACAGGCCGAGCGUGCCCCCGCCCCCACAGCCCGCAAACGUGCCCGGAGACACCAAUGGGAUCUGCGCAAGCGCAUACAAGAUGAUGGAUCCAGCCAUGUCCUUCAAAGGGCUAAGUCGCGCUCUGGUGCCGGAGCUCAACGUGGAGCAGCAGUCAGAACCGCCGCUUCCCAAAGACUGCGAGCUGGAGAGUGAGAGCACUGUCCUAUAA
This is a messenger RNA of Nerophis lumbriciformis (worm pipefish), 2601 nucleotides long. NCBI's taxonomy places the organism in Eukaryota, Metazoa, Chordata, Actinopteri, Syngnathiformes, Syngnathidae. The record is from RefSeq and is a predicted model, not a curated record.